AUGGAUUUGUACCACGGGAACAUUCGGGAACUCCUGCAGCUUGAGGAGGAGUUGAAUACUCUUCCGUGUAGCAUUGAGCGCAGCGCAAAGGUAAACCUGCUCAAGUUCCUUCAGGUCAAUGCGGUGGUCGAAUACGAGAGAGUUUCCACAGCCCUGUAUUUCGACCUCCGACGGGAUGCGGGAUUUCACGAGCUGUCCCUCGUUCCAGAGAAGAACCAUUUGGGACAUACCUGUAGCCAACCGAUGGAGGCAGGCUCCAUCGAGGAUUACCUUGUGCAAGCUGAAGAGGCCAAAGCUUGCCUGGAUAGGCUUAUCUACUCUAUCGCGACUCCGGGGGAUCCUAGGUGGGAAGGGAUACCUGCACCCAUCAAGAGCAAAGAAAGCGCAAGCCGGAAGGCCGAUAAGUUGGGGAACGCUCGCUUUGUGACGGACUUCGCGCGCGCUACGUUCGUCUGCAAAACCCCGCACGAUCUCGUGGAGGUCAUUGCACUGCUCACCGACGGGAUUGGUCAGGAGGACAAUCUUCUGCGCGUAUCCAACGGUUUCUUGCGCAACUACGGGCGGAACGGUUACAGGGACGUGAAGAUGAUCGUUCUCUUAGCAGGGCAUGCUUGCGAGAUCCAGCUACACCUCCGAUCAUUUUAUGGUCUCAAAGAUGGCCAGCAUGAGGUCUACGAGUGGUCCAGAACUCUCAAAGUGACCGCAGAAAUACGACCGGAGCACCUUUUCAAAGGCAUGCAGCCCGAGAUUCUUGAGUUGAUGAUACAACUCGCUGCAGCGGAUUGGCAUUCAACCAACCUUGCUCUCGUCCCGUUGCUUCAUAGAGCUGGAAAGUACGCCGAGGCCCGGGAUUUACAACUUCAAAUCGUGGCCUGCUCUCAAGAGCAAGAGCGUGAGGCCAAGCUCCGACACGGGCAAGACAGUAAGGAGUGGCAUGCAGCCGCCCAGGACCUUGCGACCGCACUGGCCACCCGCGCUGCUUUGCUCAAGACCGAGGGCAAGUACAGUGAAGCGGACUCCCUGCAUCAACAAGCUCUCAAUACCAGAAGCGAGUCUCUUGGACCAGUGCAUCCCCGUGUAGCCGCAAGCUUCAACGAUCGAGCUGGAGUGUGGGAAGCACAGGGCAAGUACGCCGAAGCGGAGCGUUUAUGUGCUAAGGCCAUGGAAAUUUUCGAGGAGACUCUGGGCUCCGGACAUCCAAAUGUGGCAUCAGCGGUAAACAACCGGGCUGCGUUAUUGCGAAUGCAGGGAAAGUACGCAGAGGCUGCGCCACUCUAUGAGCGCGCUCUGGCCGUCGAAGAAGCCGCUGUUGACCCUGAGAGUGCAAGUGUGGCUGUGACAAUCAACAACCAGGCACAGCUGAUGACAGUACAGGGAAAGUACGUCGAUGCGGAGCCUCUAUAUGACAAAGCCAUUGAGAUAUGGGAAGGGGCCUUCGGUCCUGAGCACCCGGUUGUGGCAACAGCUCUCAGCAACAAGGGGGGCUUGUUCGUGAUGCAGGACAAGCUCGGUGAAGCUGAACUCUUGUAUGCGCGCGCCAUGAACAUCUGGGAGAAGACCUUCGGUUCUCAUCAUCCAUCCGUGGCUGCAGUGCUGAGCGAUCGUGCCUCGAUACUGGUGAAGCAGGGCGAGUUUGAGAGAGCGAAGCAGAUGAACGAGCGCUCGUUGUCAAUCCGUGUGGUGGUUCAAGGCCCUCACCAUCCCGACGUUGCCCAUUCUCUCAACAAUCAAGCCAUGUCGUUGACUCUACAGGGGGAGUACGAGCAAGCGGAGCAACUCCAAAGAAGAGCCCUACACCUCUACGAGACAGCUUUGGGUCCACAACACCACUCGGUGGCAAUAGCUCUCAGUGUCUUAGGUUUGACGCUAACGGAUCAGGCUAAAUACGAUGAGGCUGAACCCUUGUACGCGAGGGCGAUUGAGAUUGGACAGCAGACACUGGGACCCAGUCACCCUGACCUGGCCACGUGGCUCUACAAUCUAGGGCAAAUAUUCAGCAAUCAGGCCAAGUACGACCAGGCACAGCCACUGCUCGAACAGGCGUUAUCCAUCAGACAGAACGCGCUCGGCGCAGAGCACACAAACACCAUCACAUCUCUUGGAGGGAUGGCCGACUUAUUCGUCAACCAAGGCCUCCUCGAGAAAGCGGCCCCAAUUCUGGAGCAAGUUGUCCACGCCCGUGAACGUGUUCAAGGAUGCGAACACCCAGACUUGGCUACAGCACUCAACAACUGGGCGUCAUUUUUGCAAGAUCAGGGUGAAUACGAGCAGGCAUACCCAUUGUAUCAACGGGCACUUGAGAUAGAUGAGAAGAUCUUCGGCCCCGACAACCCCGAGGUCGCGACCAAUCUCAACAAUAUUGCUACAUUGCUGGAGAAGCAGGGGCGGUUUGCAGAGGCUGACGCACACUCUCUGAGAGGCAUACAAAUUGACGAGAGAACUCUAGGCCCUGAUCACCCGUUCCUCGCGAAGAGUCUAACAGUACGGGCGAGAAUCAUGAGGGGUCAGGUCAAAUACAACGAAGCAGAGAGUUUGAUUGCUAGGGCGCUGGAGAUCGGCAGUAGGGCCCUAGACUCCUCCCAUCCCACCAUGGUUACAAUUUUGGGCGAACAAGAGGCGUUGCUGCGAGCACAGGGGAGGGCAACCGAGGGUGUCCAGCGUUUCGAGACGGCACCGGGAACAGCAACAUCCAGGAGAGCCGAAAACACAUCAUUGGCAAACCCAACCCACCAAGAAGACACCCAGAGUUCUAGCGGAGGAGGAUGCGGCCGAGUGGCUGAUGGAGCACGGGGACCCUGCUAAGCCUGUAGUGAGCUUUAUUGCUGGCUCCACGGCUCCCCCGGCGAGGCACAUGGGGCAUGCGGCCCCUAGGUUCUCAGGCGGCAAGGGCACGACUGCCCGUAAGCGGGGAUUCUGAGCAUUGGAUGCCCCACUGUGCGACACACGUGGCAUCUCAGUAAAUCCGACAAUGUUGGAUGGGGCACUUGUAAUCACACAUGUAAUGCCAAGACGACGCGAUAUGCAUAUCGGCGCGACA
This is a messenger RNA of Ectocarpus siliculosus, 3037 nucleotides long. Lineage: Eukaryota; Phaeophyceae; Ectocarpales; Ectocarpaceae. The record is from the annotation of a GenBank genome assembly.